Molecule: messenger RNA, 873 nt
Organism: Bombyx mandarina (wild silkworm)
Lineage: Eukaryota; Metazoa; Arthropoda; Insecta; Lepidoptera; Bombycidae
Product: protein obstructor-E
Cellular component (GO): extracellular region
Molecular function (GO): chitin binding
Source: RefSeq, a predicted model, not a curated record
UACCACCGCAGCAGUCAGUCGAGUCGAAACCGUUGGCGCUGUCAGACUAUCUAGUCAUUAAAAAAAAAUAAAAGAAUAUUUAAACAAAAAAAAGGUCAUCAUGAGAGUGUUCAUCGUAUUGACGGCAGUCGCUGCCAUUGCAAGCGCCCAAUUCAAGUGCCCCGCUAAAGACGGCCAGUAUGAAGACGACAGACAAUGCGACAAGUUCUUCGAAUGUGUCGAUGGAGUCGCCACAACCAAGCUCUGCCCGGACGGUCUUGUGUUCGACCCUACUAUCAGGAAGAUCAACAAAUGCGACCAGCCCUUCAACGUAGACUGCGGCGAUAGGACUGAACUCCAGCCCCCCAAGCCCAACUCACAAUGUCCCCGCCGCAAUGGAUUCUUUGCCCAUCCCGACCCCUCUGUGUGCAACAUCUUCUACAACUGCAUCGAAGGUGAAGCCACCGAGGUCAAGUGUACCGCCGGCCUUCACUUCGACGAGUACUCCGGUACCUGCGUCUGGCCCGAUUCCGCCGGAAGACAAGGAUGUAACGAACAACAAAAAAAAACAAAGGACGGCUUCGAGUGCCCCAAAGAGCAGCUGGUUGAUGCCCAAGGACAGAUCGUCGCUCACCCCAAGUUCCCCCACCCCAACGACUGCCAACGUUUCUACGUAUGCCUGAACGGUGUCGAGCCCCGUGACCUCGGCUGCCAAGUCGGAGAGGUUUAUAACGAAGAGAGCCAGAAAUGCGAUGCGCCUGAGAACGUUCGCGGAUGCGAGGACUGGUACAAGGACUCUGAGGAAGCCGCACCAGGACCCAAAUCGAGAUCUUAAGCCGUAUAGUGAUACUACAUUAUAUUAUAAUUACAACUUAAGACUUAUUAAGUUAAUAC